CCCGUGAUGAAGCGUCUUCACCCUCAAGGCCUGCCGAGAAUGUGGUAAAUGAAACUUUUGCGGACUGCUCCAUGGAACAUAAUGUUGGUGCAGCCCCUGCUGAAACGUCUCCAUCCUCCCACCCCGUCCAGCAUGAAUCUUCACCCCUGAGAAUCUCCGAUGAUGCCUCCGCUGGAACGUCUUCACCCCUCCGCCCGGUCAUGACCAGUGCUGUUGACAGCUUCAGCAGUCCCAGACCCAAACCCGAUGCAUUUGUUUUUCUUUCAGAACUAAUUGGGUCAGAUAAUGUAGUACAAGAAAAUGUGUAUAAACGCAAUAUGAGAGAUGCGAAGCGAAAAUGGGCUUCAAAGGACAGGAACAAUGCACUAAAAAAAAUGAAGUUGUAAAAAAUACCAUUAAGAAAAUCUUUUCUUCCUUCAUUAAUUAUUACUGACACCCAGUAAUGUUUUGUGGGGGGUAGUAAACCUUCAUGAUUUGGUGUGAAUGUGAACAAUUGGUAUGUCGGAUAUUUUUCUUUGUAUGCAACGAAAUUGAGAACUAGAGG
Molecule: messenger RNA, 544 nt
Organism: Argentina anserina (silverweed cinquefoil)
Lineage: Eukaryota; Viridiplantae; Streptophyta; Magnoliopsida; Rosales; Rosaceae
Exons: 5
Coding region: 72-386 (104 amino acids)
Source: RefSeq, a predicted model, not a curated record